UUAGGGUUAAAAAAUGUCAACAACAGAGGACAAAAGUCUAUGGGUUGGUUCUCAGGAGGAUAUCGGAGAGGAGAUGGGGGUUGUAGCUGUGUAUGCGUGUAUAAGCAGAAAGAGACAAAAAGCCAUGGAGAUCUUGAAUAAGUGGGUCCUGGCUUCAGAUAUUGAAGGGAACAUUAUCGAAGCAAGCCUAAAAUGAAGAAAGAGAACUUCAAUUACAACGUAUUGCAAAUCCCACCCUUUGUGGGGGGGUCCAAUGAAAUGGUCAGUCGGUUGUCUAUUGACCACCAUCAUCAGAAAUGUCACGCUCUCUCCAGCGAAGGUACUUGUGGUCAGAUGUAUGAAUAAUGAAGAAAAACCCUAAUAGUCUAAUCUAAUUGUCAAAGAAGUCGCAAUUUUUCCAUUUAACGUACUGUUGAGCGUCCACGUUGUCAGAUGGAGCGCGUGGGUGCGGAGCUCCCUUUAGGACCCGGUUUCUGUCUCUUCGCGCGCGUCUUCUAUCCACGAACACACUCACCCAGCUACACUUGAUGUUGCGUCUGGUGCGAGCUCGCACACAUCUUUCUGCGCGCCGCGGAACUACCUACAGGUGAACGGACUAAGAAAGACGGGGACAUCCGAGCUUUUCAUAAGAACACCACAUGUCCAAUAUUGGAUGUUACCAGUGGUAUCGCACAGUUUUUAUAUGGGUUACAUCGUUCUUUGGAAUUUAUUAGGACUUUUAUUAUCAUCCUGGAACGCAUGUCGAAAGUGGCGGCGAAGCUAGAUAUUGGCCACUUUGUGUGAAACAUCUAAGAGUUGUAUUCUCCGACGUGGUGAAAGGACUUUAUUCAUCCUCCCUUUCAUUUGGACGAGUGAUCAGGCGCCCUACGGCGCAGACGCGCCUCGGCCAUGGGCGAGCGGCGGUGCUUCCCGCGUGGAGCUCUGGCUUGGCUCUUCACGCUCAUGCUCUGGCUGGCGAGGUCUGUGGUGAGUGAGACAGGAAGUGAUGCUAUUCAAAACAUCACUCUGUUCACACGUAUCCUGGACACACUGCUGGAUGGCUAUGACAAUAGAUUGAGACCUGGGCUGGGAGACCGAGUCACGGAGGUGAAGACCGAUAUUUAUGUCACCAGUUUUGGGCCAGUGUCAGAUACAGAUAUGGAGUAUACAGUGGACGUGUUCUUCAGGCAAAGCUGGUGGGACGAUCGGCUGAAGUUUCGUGGCCCCAUGAACAUCCUGCGAUUGAACAACCUCAUGGCCAGCAAGAUCUGGACCCCCGACACCUUCUUCCACAACGGCAAGAAAUCGGUGGCCCACAACAUGACCAUGCCCAACAAGCUUCUGCGCAUCAUGGAAAACGGAACCCUGCUCUACACAAUGAGACUUACAGUCCAGGCUGAGUGCCCGAUGCAUCUGGAGGAUUUCCCCAUGGACUCCCACUCCUGUCCUCUGAAGUUUGGCAGCUAUGCAUACACUACCUCGGAGGUUACCUAUAUUUGGACACGAAACGCCUCGGAUUCUGUGCAGGUGGCACCAGAUGGGUCCAGACUCAAUCAGUACGACCUUAUGGGCCAAACUGUCAACAAUGAGACCAUCAAAUCCAGCACUGGGGAGUACACUGUGAUGAUGGCCCAUUUCCACCUGAAAAGGAAGAUUGGUUAUUUUGUGAUUCAGACAUACCUGCCCUGCAUCAUGACAGUCAUCCUUUCCCAAGUGUCCUUCUGGCUCAAUCGGGAAUCGGUUCCUGCGAGGACCGUUUUCGGUGUGACAACGGUCCUCACCAUGACAACCCUGAGCAUCAGUGCCCGUAACUCUCUGCCAAAGGUUGCCUACGCAACAGCCAUGGACUGGUUCAUCGCCGUGUGCUAUGCCUUUGUGUUCUCGGCUCUCAUCGAGUUCGCCACCGUCAACUACUUCACCAAGCGAGGAUGGGCCUGGGACGGCAAAAGUGUUGUCAGUGAAAAGAAAAAGGAGGCAGCAGUUGUGAAAAAAAACAAUGCCUAUGCGGUAGCCGUGGCGAACUAUGCCCCCACCGUUGGAAAAGACUCCACACUGCCAACGGUCUCCAAGAGUGCCACCUUGGACCCUGGGAAGGCUCGGACGGAGGUCAAGGUGGAGAGCAAAAAGACGUUUAACAGCGUGAGCAAAAUUGACCGCAUGUCGCGCAUAAUCUUCCCUGUGCUCUUCAGUCUCUUCAACAUGGUGUACUGGGCAACCUACCUGAACAGAGAACCUGUUAUUAGAGACAUAAUGCCCUCCAUAUAAAAUAACCCUCUCUCCCCCACGCAAACACACACACACACACACACACACACACGCACACACACACACACACACACAGACACAGACACAGACACAGACACAGACACACACGCAGACAGAUAUUUCCUUUUUUGGACACACUUACAAUGAGGACGAGCUGACCUGAUUUGAAAAAGUGUUUGUUUUUAUAUUUAUAUAAUAUUUAUUCAUAAACUUUUGAUUUUGAGGAAUAUGGAUUUAUACAUUUAUUUUUAUAUUUUCAAUUUUACAUUAAUUUUUUUCUUUUCUUUUACUAGAUCACACCAGUUGAUCUGCAUAAAUACGCUAAUUUCAUUUAUUGGGCAACUGGCAACGAGCAAAGCAAUGAGCAAAGCAAUGAGCAACGAGUCUGCUGCACAUAAACUAAAGCUAAUUUAAUCAAAUCAUUUUUGGAAUUCUAAUGGUGAGCAAGAACUUUAAGCGCAAACAUGGGUGGGUCAGCGCAAUGCUCCCACACAUCACACGAUAGGUUUAGAUCAUGCGCAGCAGACUUUUCUCA
Molecule: messenger RNA, 2779 nt
Organism: Clupea harengus (Atlantic herring)
Lineage: Eukaryota; Metazoa; Chordata; Actinopteri; Clupeiformes; Clupeidae
Gene: gabra2a
Product: gamma-aminobutyric acid type A receptor subunit alpha2a
Biological process (GO): monoatomic ion transmembrane transport
Cellular component (GO): membrane
Molecular function (GO): extracellular ligand-gated monoatomic ion channel activity; GABA-A receptor activity
Source: RefSeq, a predicted model, not a curated record